Pleuronectes platessa (European plaice) is the source of this 1475-nucleotide messenger RNA. It is a transcript of the gene fam169b, whose product is annotated as family with sequence similarity 169 member B. The transcript is spliced from 7 exons. The record is from RefSeq and is a predicted model, not a curated record. Bases 271 to 1137 code for a protein of 288 amino acids. NCBI's taxonomy places the organism in Eukaryota, Metazoa, Chordata, Actinopteri, Pleuronectiformes, Pleuronectidae.
UGUGGGAAGUCACAGGUGGAUUGUGGGAAAUUAAAGCUGAAAAGUUACAGGUGGAAUUUGGGACGUAACAAAAGUGUAUUCUAACAUUUGAAUACAGUCUACGAUUCAAACGUAUAAAGUACGUGAAGUCUCUUUUUUGCGUUUUGCGUUUACACGCAUAUUCCUGUUAGCAGCUGAAAGGUCAAAGGUCACAGAACAGCGGCGGAAUCUGCAGAUUCAGGUGUGUUUUCUGUGACUCGUGUUACCAGGACAACCGGAUCCACGUGAAAUAUGAGCCGAUGUUUCCACGAGGAAGUGACACGUCACCCAGAGCUGUGCUCCCUGCGAGACGCCAUGUUCCCUGUCGACUCUCCAGAUGUGAAGGACACUGACCUGACAUCAGCUUCUGAACAGUACCUCUCUUCUCUGCAGUCCAGACCUUCUGAUAACGACUGGUUUGAGUUGUCUCAGACGUCAAAGGUGGAGAUAACGUGGAACAACGUGAGGCGGCUGCGGCUGUUUGAGGAGGACGGGCCUGACGCUGCGCUGCCGGCGCUUCAUCCUCCUGAUGAUCCAACACAAGUUGUGGCUUUGUACCUGCGUGAGAGGUGGUGGCCUGUGGAGGACAUUUUACGGACGUCCAGUAAAUCCAGAUGUGGUUUGAUGUUGGUGCAGUCGCUCAUGGAGAGGCUCGUCGUGUUCCUGCUGAGUCAGGUAGUGGAGAGGUCCUCACAGCAGGGGGCGCUGUUCUCCCUGCAUCCCCGCACCGAGAGCUGCAAACUGCUGUGGACGGACAGUCAGGCCGUCGGCUUCUACUCCGUCAAACACAAAGGCAGCCUGUGCGACGGCCGGAGCGCUCCCUGUUACCUGCUGCCCGUCCUGGACACCGUGCUGGUGAGGAGGAGCUGGAGGAGGAGAGGCUCUGCUCUUCAGAUGCUUCAGGACUUCUGCUCCUCCUUCGCCACAGAGGAGCUCCUGGGCCUCAGCGCUCCGCUGUCACCCAGCAUGGCGGCAGUGUGCAGGAAGUUCUUGCAGCAGCACGAGGAUCAGCGGGAGCGUCUGUACGAGGUGGAGGCUCCGGGCGGCUGGGCUCGACGCCGAAACAUCUGGCUCAACAUCCAGCUCGGACGCUACGCCCUCAGGACAGAUGAUGUUUGAAUCUGUUGUGUUGAGAUGUCUUUAAGAAUUUCAUCCUCAUGCUACAAGACUCAAAACACUUCCUGAGGAUUCCAGUGUGUUCUGUGCUUAUCUACAUUUAAUUCUACUUUUAUUUUUUUGUUCAAAUAUGCUCAAAAACAUACUUUUAAUGUUGAGAGGAGCUGCCAGAGGAAACUGUUUUCUCCAUAUCAUAGAUCUGAACUCGGCCAUCCUGGGCCGAAGACCACAAUAAAUAUAUGAAUUAUAUAUUUAUACAUUUAUAUUUAAAUUAAUUAGUGGGCUUCAGCUGUACUUUUGACCUGGAAUCUAUUAUAAUAAAACCAAGAGUUUAAUCGAUA